Messenger RNA from Quercus robur (English oak), 2745 nucleotides. RefSeq lists its product as uncharacterized. Gene Ontology annotation, molecular function: protein binding. Gene Ontology annotation, biological process: response to endoplasmic reticulum stress. Bases 187 to 2505 code for a protein of 772 amino acids. The transcript is spliced from 11 exons. The record is from RefSeq and is a predicted model, not a curated record. Lineage: Eukaryota; Viridiplantae; Streptophyta; Magnoliopsida; Fagales; Fagaceae.
UUUCCACUUUCCACUUCGUCUUUAAGUUUCAAGUUUUAACAGCUAUAUACAUACAAGUCACUCUCGGUUAUCAUUUCGCGCUUUUAGCGUGACCUCUCUCACACUCUCUCUCUCUCUCUCUCUCUCCGAAGCUUUUUUUCAUUUCCAAAAACAAACAAGCAAAACCUUCACUCUUACAAUUGCAGAAUGGGUGCAGGGAGGAAAACACAAACAUCUAUUGUUAAUGAAAACGCACCUUCUCCAAAGUCAGUGAAUGGCUCUACAGCUGUCAGAAAUUUGAGUAAGAGUCACCUGGGUGGUGUCAUAUUUGGUUGCAAGAACAGUACCAUGAAAGAAUGCUUAUUUAAACAACUCUUUGGCUUACCAGCUCAACACUUUUCAUAUGUGAAGAAUAUUGAUCCUGGCUUGCCACUGUUCCUAUUCAACUACAAUGAUAGAAAACUUCAUGGAAUCUUUGAGGCUGCUAGCAAUGGCCAAAUGAAUAUUAACCCCUAUGGCUGGACCACUGAUGGUUCAGAGAGGACAUCAUAUCCUGCACAGGUUCAGAUUCGUGUCCGCCUACGGUGCCAACCACUACUUGAAAAUCAGUUUAAACCAAUAAUUUCUGACAACUAUUACUCGCAGAACCAUUUCUGGUUUGAGCUAGAUCAUGCUCAAGCAAGUAGGCUCAUGUCAUUAUUAUCAUCUUUAGUGGUUGCUCCAAGUGCUUCUGUACCACAGAAUACUGCAAAGUGGAAAACUAUUUUUCAAGCACUUCCCCCAAAUGACGCUGGAGAGGAAGGAGAAGGUUUUAAGCCACUUUCUUUGGAAACUGAGCAUUCAAAUUACUCUAGUUGGAAAUCAGAUUCUGCAGUUGUUGCUUCUUCGUUUGAUGGAAAUAACCAGCCAUUGGGAGCUCGCUUGGACACAAAGCUAGUUAAACAAGAUGAGAAAGACAUUAUAUUCAUGAAAUUGAAAGAAUUGUCACUUCAGCCAGUGAGCUCUAGCUCAAAUGGGACCUCCUUCCCCUGUAAUAGUCAGGUGGAGGGUCAAGUCAUAGGUUCAAGGCCCAAUGGUCCUGUGUGUGACUUACCAAUCGAAAGAAAAGAAUUGGCUGUUCCAAUGUCAGGUUAUGUAGACGAUACUGCUGUUCUGAAUGGUAUUCAGUUGGAGGACAAAGGUUUUCAAGUGGAACCAACGGGUGUAGAAGAGAAGAAUGAAGAGUGUCCUCAUUCAUCAUCUGAGGGUCAGUUGAUCAUAGCUCAGUUGAUUCAAGAGGUGCAAGAGCUAAAGGCCUUUAGAACAGAACAAAUUCAGAAGACGAGUAUUUUGGAGCAGAAGCUGAUGGAGGCUGAAAGGGAAAUUCAGCGGUUGAAAGAUUGUUGUGUGAUGAUGUUGGAACCUGAGUCCAAUCCUUCUGUGGCACUUGUUAAUGAGACAGUUAGUGAGGUGAUUGAUGAGCUCCAUUUGGAUCAUAAUGAGUCAGCUAGUGAGGAGAUUGAUGAGCUGCAUUUGGAUCAGAAUGAGUCAGUUAAUGAGGUUAUUGAUGAGCUCCAUUUGGAUCAUGAUGAGUCAGUUAGUGAGGUGAUUGAUGAGCUCCAUUUGGAUCAUAAUGAGUCAGUUAGUGAGGUGAUUGAUGAGCUCCAUUUGGAUGAUAAUGAGUCAGUAUUUCUAGUAGGAGGAUAUGAUGGUAAAUCAUGGUUGUCAUCAUUAGAUUCAUAUUAUCCUUCUCAUGAUGUGAUCAAAUCUCUUAAGCCAAUGAGCUGUGCCCGUUCAUAUUUUUCGGCUGCACAGUUGAAUAAUGAUCUUUACGUAUUUGGAGGUGGUUCAGGUCAAGAUGGUUCGGAGUGGUAUGACACAGUUGAGUCAUACAGCCUAGCAAAUGAUCAGUGGACCUCACGACCUUCACUGAAUCAGAAAAAGGGAAGUUUAGCUGGAGCUACUAUAGAUAACAAAAUAUUUGCCAUUGGUGGGGGGAACAAUGUGGAAUGCUUUUCAAAUGUUGAAAUGCUUGAUUUGGACAUUGGAAGAUGGAUCCCAACACGGUCAAUGCUACAAAAGCGCUUCGCUGUUGGUGCAGUGGAACUGAACGGCGCUCUUUAUGCUUCUGGUGGUUAUGAUGGGAAGGAUUACUUGAUGUCUGCUGAAAGAUUUGACCCUAGAGAACACUCUUGGACCAAAAUUGCGAGUAUGAAUACAAAGAGGGGCAGCCAUUCCCUGGUUGUUUUGAAUGAAAAGUUAUAUGCUCUUGGUGGAUUUGAUGGAAGUAGAAUGGUUUCAAGUGUUGAAAUGUUUGAUCCCCGUCUUGGGUCAUGGAUGAGUGGGGAACCAAUGAAAAAUCCUAGGGGAUAUUUUGCUGCUGGUGUCAUCAACGAAUCUAUCUUUGUAAUGGGAGGAAUUAAAGUUGGCCAAAACAUUCUUGAGACGGUUGAAACUUACAAGGAUGGUCAGGGUUGGCAAGAAACUCAGACAACGACCAUUGGGAAAAGGUGCUUCCUGUCAGCUAUUGUUAUGAAAGGGAUUUAAAAUUCCGUGUAAUACUUAGGAUAUUGCAUCUGGUACAAUUCAUCCUAUCCGGGUGCAAUACCUAGGGCACUUUCACGGUAUUGAUACUAUUCAUUUGUAUAGAACGAUAGGUUGAUUGAGUGAUGGGCCUGAUGGCCAUUAAGAUAGGCACUUUAUAGAAUCGUCUCAGCCAUUUUGUUUUUGCGGAAGGCCAUGGGAUGAAUGGACAUACGUCAGAAAAUAUUCUAGCUUUAGCGUGAA